AUGCGUGAGUAUGCAGAGCAUAGGAGAAAGGGAGUGCCCGGGAGGAUGCCGAUGUCCAUGAUACGGCGAGGAGGAGAUCGUGAGGAAAUGAUCUCUCUAGAGGCGCAGAUUGCUAGAGUGGAGGAGGAGAUAGAUCAGGUCAACCGACAGAUCAGAGAGGUAGAGAAACAAGUGCUCAAUCGCGACAUGGAGGAGCAGCUUCAAAAGGAAGAGGAGCAGCUUCGAAAGGAAGAGGAGCAGCUUCGAAAGGAAGAGGAGCAGCUUCGCGAUCUACUCAUCGAGGUGAAGAGGGCUCAAGGUUCAAAGAAUCCUCAAGGCUUUCUGUCAAAACCUGAAGGCGACAUGUUGCUGUCCUUCUUGAACGAGCUUUGCAAGGUUGCGAGGGCGGGCAAGACUUACUCAGCUCAAGAGAUUGUCAGCUUCUCGACCUUCUUGGGAGGGAAUGAGAUUUUUGGAAAUCAGCUGUUCCUACGAGAUUGCUACUUCGAGAUGAAGCAGCUGAUUGCAGAGUACUUCCGCUUAGACACGGAGAAGCCGAAGAACGGCCAGGUCAUCCUCACAGGGAGUCCAGGGAUAGGGAAGUCAUGCUUUGCCUACUUCUUUCUUCUUCAGCUUCUCGGCUCUGAUGAGGAAGUAGUCUAUCAGGUAGGAGCCGAGUACUGGUACUUUGAUGGGGCAGAAUGGAGUCGGUUUAGGGAUGUGACAGUUUUUGCACCCUUUCUCAUCACUUUCCGCGGGUGGUACAUCUGCGACUUGUACGAAGGUCAGGGGAACUACGUGUUAGAGGAUUCGCUGAGAACAAUCAUACUGGCUCCACCCAAGCUCAGAGGGUUCAAGGACAUUCUGAACAAUGGAGCUGGGCGAUAUUUUCUACCAACAUGGACUGAUGAGGAGAUGUCAAUCUUCAUCAAGAUGCAAGGGGGUCGCGUGAACGAAGAAGAAGCAAAGAAUGUCGUCGAGGAUUGGGGGAACGUACCGAGGAAUGUCAUAAUGAGGCCUUUAGAGACACUUGAGCAGGCGAUACAGACGAUAACCUCAAUGUCGUCGCUAAACAAAAAGAUGAUAGCAGCAGGGAACGAAGACCUGGGAUCGCCAUCGAGACUGAUUCACCUGGUCCCAAGCUCAGACUACACGACUAUCAGCGCUCGAGCAUGCUCGCAGAAGGCCGCGGAGAAGAUCUUUGCCCGACUUGUCAGAAAAGACUGGGAUGCCCUUAUACGCAUGGUUUUCAUAUGCUCUGAUUCUGGGUGGGAUUGGGGGGCGGGUCUAGUUUUUGAAUGCUUGGCGCAUGAGGUGCUGAAGAAAGGAGGGAGAUACAGAUUGCGCAGUCUAGGGUCGGGGGAGGAUGAUGAAGGGGCAAGGGAAGUGAUAAGUUUGGAUGUCAAGAAGUCACAGGCAUACUUUGAGGUUUCAAGAACAGGACUCAAGGAGUGGAAGAUCAUGGAGAACACAUAUUGCAAGCCCAAGGCAUUGAACUUCCCUUGCAUGAGUGCGCUUUUAUUGUCAGAUCAGGAGGUCCUCUACAUGUUCCAGAUGACACGGACAGAACAAUAUCCGAUCAAGCUUGGACCACUACGUGAGAUGUUGACAGCUCUACGAGCCAAGAACAAGUUUGAGAGGGUAUGCCUUGUGUUUGUUCUACCCGCAGAGCUUGAGAGGAAAGCAAGUUGGAGACGAGCUCAGGUUUUCACCAACGACAAGACAGCAAGUGAGAUGGAGAAGCAGCCAGUGGAAAACGUUACCCAGCACGCGAUGUUCUUGUCCAUGGAAGACGUGGCAUGGCUAAAGGGAGCGGAGAAAGGAUUCAGCUCGUAG
Molecule: messenger RNA, 1815 nt
Organism: Guillardia theta CCMP2712
Lineage: Eukaryota; Cryptophyceae; Pyrenomonadales; Geminigeraceae
Exons: 2
Coding region: 1-1815 (604 amino acids)
Source: RefSeq, a predicted model, not a curated record